Messenger RNA from Stegostoma tigrinum, 1473 nucleotides. Its product is annotated as glutathione peroxidase 2-like. Gene Ontology annotation, biological process: response to oxidative stress. Gene Ontology annotation, molecular function: glutathione peroxidase activity. The transcript has 2 exons. Lineage: Eukaryota; Metazoa; Chordata; Chondrichthyes; Orectolobiformes; Stegostomatidae. The record is from RefSeq and is a predicted model, not a curated record.
ACUCUUUGUACUUGUGGUCAGGUGGUUGUUAUAUGCGCCGUUGUAUGAAAUUUCUCCUUCAGAGAGUCUGCACUCGGUCGUUCUGCACCAUGGCUCAGAGCGUCAAGUCGUUUUACGACCUCAGCGCCGUCACCCUGGACGGGGAGAAGCUGGACUUCAAUGUCUUCAGGGGCAAAGUAGUCCUGAUCGAGAACGUGGCCUCUCUCUGAGGCACGACCACAAGGGAUUUCACCCAACUCAACGAGCUUCAGAACCGCUACCCGAACCGUUUCGUUGUGCUGGGCUUCCCUUGUAACCAAUUCGGGCACCAGGAAAAUUGUCAUAAUGAGGAGAUACUCAAUUCUCUGAAGUAUGUCCGUCCUGGUGGUGGUUUUGAGCCCAAUUUCACCAUGUUCCAGAAGAUUGAAGUCAAUGGUGCUGGCACACACCCUGUCUUUGCAUUUCUGAAGGAGAAGUUGCCCCUUCCUUCGGAUGAUGCUACGUCCUUAAUGAAAGAUCCCAAAUUCAUCAUCUGGAGCCCAGUCUGCCGAUCAGAUGUCUCUUGGAAUUUUGAAAAAUUUCUCAUUGGCUCUGAAGGAGAGCCUUUCAAACGCUACAGCAGAAUGUUCCAGACCAUCCAGAUUGAACCUGACAUCAAAAGGCUUUUGAAAAUUGCAAAGUAAAGAAUCCAAGUUUAGUGGAAUAAGCAAGGAGGCAUGGUUAUAUUUCUUUACACAUUAUCUUCACUAAUGGGAAAACUGCAAAAACCUCUUGGUUGACUCCUAUCAAUUUGGACUCUAAAUACAGAUUUUUUUUUUGCAUUCCACAAAAUUUUAAAAGAUAUUCUAAGAUCUUUAGGCCAAAACAUUCUAGUUUUUCCCCCCAAUAUUUGGCAUUUUAAUUUUUUUAAUCCAUUAGUUAGUACAAAUAUUUUUCAAAAUGUUUACUCUUUCUUCCAACAUUGUCAAUCUCACUGUCUAGGCAGCUGGAAAAUCAAUCUGAUUAGUACUUGCCCUGAAGUGAAGCUAAUCUCAGAUUUAGCUGUGAGUUGAUGGGAUCCCCUGAAUGUAUUCUGUUUACUGAAAAUCUCACCUAUAAAGGCAAACAAGGCAGUUUUAGUGGAUUGAGUAAUAACAGUAACGUAAAACAUGAUACCACUUUAAUAUCCCAGUGUUUCCAAUGAUUCUGUCAGCUGUUAAACUUCAAAAUUGUUCUUGCAAUAAGUCCCAAGAAGUGCCGAGGAUUUGCUUUUGUCUGAAUUUGUGGAUCUUAGAAAUAGGUCUGCUUCCUUUAGAAGUUUUUUUAAAAACAGUCCUUCUGUUCUUCAGAACUUUACUAAAUGAAGGCAUCCUCCUAAAUUCAAUAAGGAAGCUGCCAGAAAAACAAGGAAAGUUGCUGAAUUUUCAGGAUGUUUACUGUUUAGAAAUUUCUUGGGAGUACAGAUUUUUGUGAACGAGAAAUGAACAAUAAAAGAAUCUGCUGUUGAAGAUAAAA